UGAAGUUCGGCUGGUCGUAAACUCUUUGUGGCCGUUUUAUUUUAUCCCCAACAUGAAGAGUCUUACUACUGUGGAGUUGAUGCUAGAUCCGUUGUAUGAGGAUGAUUCUUUAUACGCGGCACUGCAGGAACUCCCCCACCUAACUGAUUUACAUUUUCACGAUUUUUCCGAAAAAAACGUUCACAAGGUUCGGUAUUUGGUUAAUCUGGAUAGACUGGUACUUCAAAGAGGAAGAAAGGAGUGUCCAGUCGAUAUCAUUCAAAUAUUCAACUCGCUUAAGAAACUUCGUAAUUUGUUCCUCGAGUGUGACGAAAUAUCUUGCAACACCUCGUCUCAAAAAUCAACAUAUUCUGCUCUUAUAAAAUUGGAAUUAAUUGUCGACAAGGUACCAAAUCUACCGAUUUUUCCAAAUCUACGAUAUAUGUACGCUUUAUCCGACAAAAACUUCAACUGGAACAAAUGGAUCAUCAGUCACGCAGAGACAGUUAAGAUACUUUAUAUUCAUUAUAAUAGUAGACUGCUCGAAGCGCUCGAAAGAUGCAAAGUACUGCGGGAUUUGGGCGUAUUCGUUAAAUCUUCUGAGAUUUCCGAGGAACAUUUGAGCUUACUUAUUGAUUUCGGGCGUCGUAAUGUGAGCUCUUUAUCAUUGGCAGUAAAAAACGAGGAGGAAUAUAAAACCAUAAAAAAACGUUUGGAAGGCCUCCCUUAUUCUGCUAUUUGCAAGGUACAUGUAGAACAUACGUGUGCGUAAAUAAAAGAUUCAUUCCAUUCGCAGUUUGAAGACAUCCCAAGUUUAAUCCGUUCAAAAAUCAUAUUCCAUAAGAAAC
Drosophila subpulchrella is the source of this 827-nucleotide messenger RNA. RefSeq lists its product as uncharacterized. Lineage: Eukaryota; Metazoa; Arthropoda; Insecta; Diptera; Drosophilidae. The coding region runs from base 53 to 751 and encodes 232 amino acids. The transcript is spliced from 3 exons. The record is from RefSeq and is a predicted model, not a curated record.